GCGAUCAUCUCGCCACCCCCGGCCCUAAACCAGUAGCGCGUACUUGGUUGUUCGACGGCCUUCUGGUCGGCGGGCUGCUCGGCUCGGCGCGGCUCGGCUUGCUCCUGGUCGCGACCGACGGCUCGGCCGUCAUCGCCAAGGUCGAGCAGGUCCUGCUGUUGUCGCCAUUGCACCGAGCUGAACAUCCUGUAACACUCUGGUUCCUAGUGAGCGGGGGUAAGGGGGAGAGAGAGAGAGAGAGAGAGAGAGAGAGAGAGAGAGAGAGAGGACAUAGAACUGAAGUGCGAAGGCAGGGAAGGGAAAACGGCAAUCGAGAGUGCAGUCAGGAGCAGAAGGAAUCAGCAGAAGGAAGGCAGCCAUCAUGUGCGGAAUUCUCGCCGUUCUCGGCUGUGCCGACAUGUCGGCGGCCACUCGGCGUCGAAUCCUACAACUCUCAAGACGGCUGCGACAUCGGGGUCCGGACUGGAGUGGGCUUCAUCAGACUGGCAGCAACUACCUGGCCCACGAGCGGCUGGCGAUCGUCGAUCCCGCGUCGGGAGAUCAGCCUCUCUACAACGAGGACAAAUCCAUCGCCGUCACUGUCAAUGGGGAGAUAUACAACCAUGAGCAGCUGAGGAAGCAGUUUAAGGAGGACCACAAGUUUCACACGGCUAGUGACUGUGAAGUCAUUGCUCAUCUGUAUGAGGAGGCUGGGGAAGAUGCUGUUGCAAAGCUGGAUGGGAUGUUCUCGUUUGUUCUAUAUGAUUCCCGGACGGGGAACUUCAUUGCUGCUCGUGAUCCGAUUGGCAUCACGCCAAUGUACCUUGGAUGGGGCCGAGAUGGUUCUGUGUGGUUCGCUUCCGAAAUGAAGGCCCUCAAGGAUGAUUGUGAGCGGUUCGAGGUGUUUCCCCCAGGGCACAUCUUCUCAAGUGUUGAAGGAGGCUUACGCAGGUACUACAGCCCCCCUUGGUUCAACGAAAGCAUCAUUCCUACAGCUCCGCUUGAUCUCUCGGAGCUGCGGUUGGCAUUCACAAGGGCUGUUAUCAAGCGGCUUAUGACGGAUGUGCCGUUCGGUGUGCUCCUUUCUGGUGGAUUGGAUUCCUCCUUAGUCUCAGCAGUUGCUGCCCGCCAUAUCAAGGAAUCAAACGUCGGUGACAAGUGGGGUCAUCAGCUGCACUCCUUUUCAAUCGGGCUGAAGGGAUCUCCAGAUUUAAAAGCGGCAAGGGAGGUAUCGGAGUACAUCGGAACGCUGCACUACGAAUUGCAUUUCACCAUUCAGGAGGGUAUAGAUGCAUUAUCUGAUGUGAUAUACCACAUUGAGACCUACGAUCUCACCACGGUCCGAGCCAGCACCCCAAUGUUCUUGAUGGCGAGGAAAAUCAAGGCUCUGGGCGUAAAGAUGGUCCUGUCCGGCGAAGGAGCGGAUGAGAUAUUUGGCGGGUACCUGUAUUUCCACAAGGCCCCAAAUAAGGAGGAGUUCCACAGAGAGACACUGCGGAAGAUUAAACUGCUUCACCUGUAUGAUUGCCUCAGAGCAAACAAGGCGACAUCUGCUUGGGGACUGGAAGUCCGUGUGCCCUUCCUUGACAGGGACUUCAUGAAUGUGGCGAUGAGCUUUGACCCUGCAGAAAAGAUGAUCAACAGAGCUGAGGGAAGGAUUGAGAAGUUUGCGAUGCGGAAAGCGUUUGAUGACAAGGAGAAACCGUACCUCCCACAGCAUAUUUUGUACAGACAGAAAGAACAGUUCAGUGAUGGUGUUGGUUACAGCUGGAUCGACAGUCUGAAGAGGCAUGCCGAAGAACAGGUCACUGACAGAAUGAUGGCAAAUGCAAAACAUGUUUUCCCUGAAAACACGCCGCCGACAAAAGAGGGAUACCUGUAUCGCAUGAUUUUUGAAAACCAUUUCCCACAAUCUUCAUCUCGCUCAACUGUUCCUGGUGGUCCAAGUGUGGCUUGCAGCACAGCAGCUGCAAUCGCUUGGGACGAGUCCUUCAAGAACAAUCUCGACCCGUCAGGACGUGCUGUGGGUGUACAUGAUGAUGCAUACUAGGGACCAAUAUCCCCCUCGUUAUGAUUAUGAUGGGAGCAGUGCACAACAGUUGCCUUCAAAUCACGUUUGGAGUCCCGGAAUGUGAUGGAGGACACGUGGCAGCAUGUGCAUUCCCCACUUCGAAGUUAUUCUCAAAGUCUUGUAUGUGUGUGUGUGUGUGUGUGUGUGUGUGUGAGAGAGAGAGAGAGAGAGACAGACAGAGAGACAGAAGCAGUGGGUCAGGGGAAGGUGUGGUGAUGGAGAGAGAGAGAGAGAGAGAGGGAGAGAGAGAGAGAGAGAAGGUACCUUGCAUACGAUAUACACAGUGUGGGUCACAUCGAGACCACCUGCCACCCCGUUUUCCUGAGGGGGGGGAGGACUGAAGUGGAUCACCAUCUUACACUUGGCAAGGGUAAGGGUCGAGUUAGCAGAGCGGUCCGUAUUGCUUCAAAGUUGGUAGGUCGAGGUAAAAAAAGGACAGGAGCAGGAGAGAUUCCAUGAAGUCAUCUCUUUGACUGCAUAUGAGGCGCACGUUGAAAAAAAAAAUUGCUGUGUACGAGGCUGCCUGUAUUUCGACUCAGGGUCUUAGGAAUAACCUCAUGCUGCUGGAGUUUUUUGUGCAGCUGUUUCUCAUUUUACUGGCAUGCGUUCUUACCAGCAAGCCAUUGCCUGAUUUCUCCCCAUGGCUUCCGUUUUUUUUUUUGCUGAAUAUUUUAGUAUUGUAGUACUGUAUUUUGCUAUUUAUGAGGCUGUGACCACUCUUCGGUACCUGGUUUCGUGCGGAGAUCUGUGCGAAACACAUCUAUGUUUGUCCUCAGCAUGGUAUACGAUUGCAAUACCUCAGGAGGAAAAUACCGCAUCUCAGUGAGUCGACAAGUCAGAGGACAACCCUAACAGUAAUAUACACAUGUCGGUGAGUCGUCAAGUCACAGGACAACCGUCGCAGUACAACAACCAAAGAAGGCAAAAGGAGCGACGCAAAGGAGCCGAGGCAAAUGGCAGCAGAGCAAAAGCAGCAAGGCAAAAAGCGGCAAGGCGAAAGGCAAAUGGUACCUACUUGACCCCAUGAUGCAGCACGGGUCCACAGGGGAGACAAGACAGCACAGCCAAAGGCAGUAAGGGGAUACCAAGCGGCAGCAAGGCGAGAGUCUUUGUGUGUGUGUGUGUGUGUGUGUGUGUGUGUGUGUGAGAGAGAGCGAGAGAGAGGUGUGUGUGUGAGAGAGAGAGAGAGGUGUGUGUGUGUGAGAGAGAGAGGUGUGUGUGUGUGAGAGAGAGAGAGAUGUGUGUGUGUGUGAGAGAGAGAGACACAAAGAGAGAGAGAGAGAGAGAGAGAGAGAGAGAGAGAGAGAACCGAAGAGAGAGGGCUAGCCAUAGAGUGUGUGGGCUUUCCUGGUAGACCAGAGCGGCAAAGUGAAGUGUACCAGUUGGUAUGGGCCAAGGCAGCCUCAGAGUUCGAUCACAGGAACUUUUUUUUGUCUAAGGCCAAGCCUGUUGGCUAGUUCUACAAGCAUGUUGAAGUAACAGAAAUGUUGGACAUGUGCUUCCAUUCUGCCCACAGGCAACAGCAUACCACUGGUCUACCAUCUUCUCCUGAUCACAACGCACCCUCAGUAUGAAUGUAUACAAGCCUUCUUUCGGGCUAUGUUGAGGCUGUGUUUGUACUUGGGGAAGAUGCUAGCCUGAUUUUGCAAUUACAACAGCACUCCCUCUCUCUCUCUCUCUCUCUCUCUCUCUCUCUCUCUCUCUCUCUCUCUCUCUCUCUCUCUCUCUCUCNGAAGUCACAUUCCCCGCUGACAUCGGAGCAAAAGAUCGCUCAUACUAAAGCUAUCUAUCUACUUAAUGAAAAUCCACUUACAUA
Messenger RNA from Chara braunii, 3866 nucleotides. Lineage: Eukaryota; Viridiplantae; Streptophyta; Charophyceae; Charales; Characeae. The record is from the annotation of a GenBank genome assembly.